Molecule: messenger RNA, 1674 nt
Organism: Metarhizium acridum CQMa 102
Lineage: Eukaryota; Fungi; Ascomycota; Sordariomycetes; Hypocreales; Clavicipitaceae
Source: RefSeq, a predicted model, not a curated record
AUGACGGCGCUCCCCCAAGUCGUACCUGCUAGCCGAAGGAGGCUCCUGAAUAUCCUCUUCACAGCCUCAUUGGCCCUCGUCAUUCUUGCCUGCUACACUCUGCUCAUUAUCCUCUACGUCCAGCCAAAACUGUACCGUAUCUCAUCCCUCGUCUAUGUAGACGGCUCUUCGUCCAUCAAGCCCUCGGUAGCCGUGAGUUUGAUCACCACGGUUCUCGCUGCCGCCACGUCUGCCUUCAUCACGCGCUGCGUCGAGCACUCCUUAUGGCUCAAGCUCGUUCCUCGCCUCGUUGGCAGCCCGCUGACUGUGCGUGAGACCCGAUCCCUUGCGCAAUGGACCGUCUCCCCUCUGGCGAGGCUCGCCUACGCCGUCAGCGGCGGGUUCUGGCUCAUCAGGAUGAGCGGCUUGCUGCUCCUCGCCGUCUACAUCGUGAGCCCCGUCCUCUUGGCGGGCAUUUCGCAGACGGACCUUGUCAAGGUCUCUUCCACCACCUCCUCCCACGCAGCAGAUUACUGGGCCCCUUGGAUCAACAGGGGAAACUAUCGCUCCCGUGGAGGCAGCGCGGGUGAUCUCGUCUUUGGCAUGGCCGUGCAAGCCUCCAACGGCAACUUCGCGCCACCAGUCGCUCCCGUGUGCGCCGACGACUCCUGCAGCGUCUCGACGACUUCGUCUGCUCUCCUCGCCACCUGUGAUGCCCGCACCAUGGCCAACACCAAGAACAUGGGCCUGCCGUCGUGCGGCGCCGGCACCACCGGGUCGGCCGGUGUCACCGACCUCUGCAGCAACAUCGUUCCGUCCAUGUGCGUCAACUUGACCUGCGGCGCGCCGUCCGUCUAUGCAAACUUCAAGACCGGGCUGGACUACAACUGCGAGUCUGGCUCCGACUCCUCCUCCAAGCCUACCGCAUGUAUCAAGUCUCCCGGAUCAUGGUCCGUCAUAUUCGGAGCCUGGGUAGGCGGCGCCGACUUUGGCGUCGGCAACAAAAACCUCAUCAACACGGUCAGCUGCCUGGUUCAGUAUGGCAACGUUACCAUCACCCAGAGAGGCGAGAAUCCCCCGCAGCUGGAUCGAAGCUCGUUCAAAAGGUCCCGAUAUCUCCUGGGCAACUAUUCAUCCCCAAUCUCCGGCGUGCGCACCUAUACAUGGGGCGAAAAUAACGCGACGUCGCCGUACUCCUUUACUCUGCGAGUUGUGGGCACUGGCUUCAACGACAUGUACCGAGAGCCGUUUGCUUCGGGGCUGUUAGGCGACGAUGCCUCCAACGACGCCCAACACGUCGCGCGCCAGAUCGAGCAGAACUUUGACUGGGCAACCAUGGGGGCCUUUGCGAGGAUGCCCAACGCCAGCGACGUGGUGACGACGAACCGCACCACCACCAGAGCAUACGUGUACAACCAGCUCGUGCUCUUGAUCCUUCUGGUGCCGCUGUUGGCGUCCAUGACGGGCACAUGGCGUCGUUGGAAGGCCGGCUCCGACGAUGAUGUUCUCGGAUAUGAUCCCGUGGCGAUUGCUACCCGCGGCCCAGUGGAGGGGGUUUCGCCUACCGCCUUUGUCGCGGACCACGAGUACAGGAAGGGCUGUGAUAAGCUGCGGCUAACCGGCCUCGAGGAGUCUGUAGUAGACCCGUACACGGGACAAAGCGGCACACGGGUUCGAUUUGUAGCUCAGCAGUAG